This is a messenger RNA of Guillardia theta CCMP2712, 778 nucleotides long. RefSeq lists its product as hypothetical. The transcript has 2 exons. Gene Ontology annotation, molecular function: DNA-binding transcription factor activity. The record is from RefSeq and is a predicted model, not a curated record. Lineage: Eukaryota; Cryptophyceae; Pyrenomonadales; Geminigeraceae. The coding region runs from base 14 to 598 and encodes 194 amino acids.
ACUCCUCCUGGCCAUGCUGGCCCCUCGCCUCGCGCAUGUGUUCCCUCGAAAGAAGCGGGGAGAGAGCAGGAGGUUCCAGGAUCAUGUCUCAAUCAGCUUAGAAGAUAUCAUGCAACUAUCCCACUUGCGUCAGGCUGACGCAGCUCGUACAAUGGGAAUAUCAUUGACAGCAUUCAAAAGUGCAUGCCGACAGCUAGGAUUGACUCGAUGGCCAUAUUCCAGACAGGCAGAGGGUCAAUCAAAUCAAGAAACUCAUCAACGACUGGUACCCUGGAGCAACUUUGAGGGCAGUGUUACAUCUGUUCAUCGAGAUCAAAGAUCUGCAGAACAACAGUUGUCCUCUUCAGAUGACAACGACGAAUCUGCUGAAGCAUCGGAUCAGGACUCAACCAGCCUCGAACUUCAAAGCACAACAUCCCCGACUGCAGAGUAUCAUGAAUUCCUGACACUGUUUGACGAAGCGCUGCUACAUGUGCAGGGUUUUUCUCACAAUGGUUUUCAACGUGUCCACAACAUCGGUCAUUGUCACAAUGCUUUGCGAACGUACACAACCACGAAUAGCAGACACCUGUCACAAAAGGAAACCCAAUCUUCAUGAAGUGCAGUCAUUAUCUCUUUAUCAAAAGUAUUCGGCUGAAAAACGUGACGCUAUUCUCUGGGAACUCCUCUUCUCUUCUUUUUCUUCUCUUUGCAACCGUCUUAUUCGAUAACGGUCAAAAUUCUGAUGUUUUAGAGAUACUUCAAGAGUUGUACGACUUUUCUGAAUUUGUUAAUACAA